Mizuhopecten yessoensis (Yesso scallop) is the source of this 2330-nucleotide messenger RNA. RefSeq names its product transmembrane protein 230-like. The record is from RefSeq and is a predicted model, not a curated record. Gene Ontology annotation, cellular component: endomembrane system. NCBI's taxonomy places the organism in Eukaryota, Metazoa, Mollusca, Bivalvia, Pectinida, Pectinidae. Bases 320 to 670 code for a protein of 116 amino acids. The transcript is spliced from 4 exons.
AGGUAACUCUAAAUCAUCAUACGUGUGCAACUUCCGGAAUCAAUAUUUACACAUUCCUUCUAAGUUCUUGUUGAGUGAUGAAGUUGUGAUCUUCGAGUACGUGAUAUUAACCUUUACGAAUAAGAAAUAGUGUGGAACAGUUGUCAAAUUAGACAUAAGGCAUACAGUUAUGAUUGGAUUCUGAGGAGGGCAGUCAUUUUGAGCAACUUUCAUCAAUCACUGUAAUAGUUAAGUGAAGCAUAGCAUGGUCCAAUUCGUCGGAUCAAAGUUUAAAAACUGACAUUGAUAUACAUUCCAAAGUGACCACUCUUCAUUGUGAAUGAUGCCCAAAAGGAGUGUAGUGGACGGUCAAGGUGCCAAGUACCACAAACUGAUAAGGUCAGGGGAUGAUGGCUAUGUUGAUCUACAGUUUGAGAGACCACCCCCCAAGAUUCCAUACAAAGCCAUUCUGUUGGCUGUGAUACUGUUUACAGUGGGAAGUUUAAUGAUCAUUAUUGGGGCCAUGUUGCUGUCUGGAUAUAUUGAUGCUAAGUACAAUGAUAGGACGUGGCCUGUUCUCCUGAUUGGUGCCCUCAUGUUCAUCCCUGGAGCAUACCACGUUCGUAUUGCUUACUACGCAUAUCAAGGCUACACAGGAUAUUCAUACGAUGACAUUCCUGAGUUUGAUUGACAAUUCUAGUGACGCUAAAGUCUAUACAAAUAUUUUUGGAGAAACAUUUUUUUUCUGGUUUAAAAAGAAAAUAUUCACAAUAUGAGAUUUUCUUUUAGUAUAUAAGCACCUUGAGUAUUGGUUAGAUAUUAGUGGUAGUUGUCUAAUACAGAUGUUCUAUGAAAAUGUUGAUUUUUUUUUAUGGUAGAUCUUUGAUUUUAAUUGUUUAUGUUAAAGUGUUGGUCAAAUAUUUACCUCAGGCUAAUUAAACUCUUUUAACUGUGAGUGUAGAAAAAAUAUGUACCCCACAAACAUGAGUAUAUGGUGAGAAACUACUGUCUUAUUCUCCCAUAUGAUCGAAUAAGAGAAUAAGAAAAUUACUAAAAAAAAUUGUAAAAAAAAUGAAAUCUGAUUUCAUGCUCAUUGCUUCAUGUGAUGCCAUCUGAACAUGAAGUGUUGAUUUAUCGUAUCUGUCCUGCAAUAAGCCAAGAGGGGCUACACAUAAAAUCUCACUCAAAGUAAGGGGAAUGGCUUCUAACAGGGAGAUGACAUUUCUAAUACCCAGCUACAGUGUACAUUUACAUUUGAAGAAUAAUUAUAAUCCUGAUGUUAUCAAAGAUUAUUUUUGUAUCAUUGUUCUUUAUAAAUGUAUGUUUUAUGAAGUUACAUGAUGGGAUUCAGUUACACCUUGUUACAUUGUAUUAUGUCAUCUCUCGUCCACCAUAACUUUGGCACAAAUAAAAGAUUUUGGUGUAGUAGAGCUUUUAGUAAAAGAAUUUUAACAUUUGACCUCGUAGCAGGAAAUAUCAUAGAACAGUUCUCUGUUGUCUCUAACUUAUAAAAAAGCCUUUGUAAUAAAAGUACUGACUUUUUAAAGAAAAAAAGGGGACUUUGGAUAAAUAGUGUAAAGUGAGAUAACGAAUAAAAUGAUGGAUGUUAUAUCAUGAUUUUGCUGUAUAACAUGCUAGUCAUAUGAGAAGAAGUGUUUCUGUAGGUGUGCAGCAUUAUGAACUCAAUAGAACCAUCAUAUAAAACAUGUACAUUUCAUAUAUAAUGUACUUGAAGUUUAUUUUAACAGCAGAUUGCACUUAAUGUCAUCUCACUUAAUGUCACAUUUCUUUAUAUGUUUUUCUUGAAAUGAUAUCUCAUUUUCUAUAUUUAUUGAAUGUAAUUAAGUUUGUUUGAUAUUGUGAACUCCUCUUAAUAUCAUAUUCUAUCAUUUCUCAUAACAACAAAAACAAAAUAUGUGUUUCCGGUUUCCCUACUGACCUUAGAUUUUUGUGCCUACCCUAAAGUUUUUGUUGGCAUUUAGUGAUAAGCACUCUUGUAGUCAGAACUCCUGCUCUGCAUAAGUAUAGAAAAAAUAUUAAAAAAAACCACCCAAGAAUUUGCCUAUAGCUACCUACCCCAAUUUCUAUCCAGCAGAAACAGGAACACAUAUCUUUUUUUUGGCCUAAUGUCCAAUAUGUGUACAUUGUGUGGUAAUGUAAAAUAUCAGUUAAACACAUGUUGAGGGUUUGCAGGACAAGAUUGGUGUAUACAUGUCAUUAUUGGAGGUUACUCAUUGUUAAAUGUGCUGAAUGGUUGAGGUGAAAUUAUUUUGUCAUAUUUCCGUGAUGAAAAGAGAUGAGUGUAUGAAUGAUUAAAAAUAUGUAUAAUAUUGUCUACUGAACAGCAUCAA